AGCGCUGCCUCCGCCGCUGAAGCCGGUAGGAAGGCAGGGCGCGGGGGUGGGCGAAGAGAGACUCGCAAACAAAAGUCGUUGACGGCGCGUCAGAGAUAAAUGGUGAUAUGUAGGCAGCGCAACCUAUUAAAAUACAUUAUUGUAUUUAAUGGCUAUUUAUGACAACUGGAAAACUUCAUAUUCUGCCUAUUAUUAAUAGGAGAACAUAAGACACAGCAAAACCUAAAAAAGAAAGGAAGGAAGAAAAAGAAGCAGUUGUACAGAGAUGGAACUAGACAUUACCAAAGAUGAUCUGCCCCUAAUGGCCAAUACAAACCACAUACUAGUCAAGCAUUACGUGUUGGACCUGAAUGUAGACACAGAAAACCGUAUUAUUGGGGGCACCAUAGUUUUGUUCUUGGAAACUGACAGCAGGUACAGAAAAAGAAACGGUGAACACGUGGAAGAUGCCUGUCGUCCGAGAUCGGAUGAAGCCUGCCAUGGUCCUGUCUCAAAUGCAAGUGCCUGUUCAGCCAAAAGUGGAUGUAAUGAUUUUGCUGUCUGUGGUAAAGGUGAAAAUGAUACUUCUGAUAAAAACGGUAGCCAUGGCAACAGGGAACAGGCUUCUGGGAUUUCUAGUUCAAAGAACUGCUGUGACAUUGAGAUUCAUGGGAAUGAAGAUUUUUUGCUGGUCCUGGACUGCUGUGAUUUAUCUGUGUUAAAGGUUGAGGAGGUAGAUGUUGCUGUAGUUCCAGGCAUUGAAAGAUUUACAAGCUCUGCCAACUUAAGGGAUGCUUCUAAGAAUCCAAGGGAUCUUAGGAAUCAAAUUGUGCAUGAACUUGUGACAUUACCUGAAGAUCAGUGGAGGGAGCAGCUUCACUACUACCAGCACUGCAGCCAGGCACCUGCUUGUGGAGAGCUUCAAUUUGUUACUGGCACUUGGAGCUUGGAGCUCAGGAAAGCAGGAAUCCGACAGCCAAAGGACUUUCCCCAUGCCAUCAGGAUAUGGUACAAAACAAAUCCAGAAGGAAGAUCGCUUAGCUGGACUACAGACCAAAGUGACAGGCCAUGUGUUUAUACAGUGGGGUCUCCUGUAAACAACAGGGCCCUCUUUCCAUGCCAAGAACCUCCUGUUGCCAUGUCAACAUGGCAAGCUACAGUCCGAGCAGAUGCAUGCUUUGUUGUUUUAAUGAGUGGAGAAAAUGCAGCGGAACCAACAGAAUCUGAAGAAGGUGCAUUAAGUUGGUUUUAUUAUGUCACCAUGCCAAUGCCAGCAUCUACCUUCACUAUUGCUGUUGGAUGCUGGGCUGAAGUUAAAAGAAAAAUGUGUGCAACUGAUGUUCAGAGGAAUGAUGGAUUCUUUCCGCUGUUCUCAAAGGCGGAUGUCAGGUUGUUGGGACAAGCUUGCGGUCAUGUGCCAUAUCUGUGCCGUUUUCAAGAUCCUGCUGCUGCUUCCCAGGUUGUUAUUCCGCAUCGCAUCUUUGUUCCACUGUGCCUGAUGAAAUCUAGUGAAGAUAUUCUGACCCAGCUGAUUCCCCAGUGCCUCUCAGCUGCUUAUAAUCUGCUGGGUACUCAUCCCUUUUCCAGGCUUGAUGUUUUGAUUGUCCCAUCUAACUUUUGCAGUCUUGGGAUGGCCAGCCCACACAUCAUCUUCCUGUCACAGAGCGCGUUAUUAGGAGGAAGCCACCUCUGUGGAGCACGCCUGUGCCAUGAAAUUGCUCACGCCUGGUUUGGCUUGGCCAUUGGUGCACGUGACUGGACUGAAGAAUGGCUCAGUGAAGGAUUCGCCACUCACCUAGAAGAUGCGUUUUGGUCAGCAGCUCAGCAGCAGCUGCCAGUUGAAGAAGCAAAAGAGCAACGAGAACUGAAAGCCUUGCUGCGCUGGCAUCGCCUUAGAGAUGAGCUGCAGAACUCUGAAGAAGAUCUGCAGGUGUUAAGGCCCAAUAAAGAGAACACUGGCAAAGUGAGUGGAUCUGGAGCAUCUGUAGUCAAACAUGGUCUUAAUGCAGAAAAAGUCUUCAUGCAGGUUCAUUACCUGAAGGGUUAUUUCCUCCUAAGAUCUUUUGCAGAGAAAGCUGGAGAAGCUGUAUAUUUUGCUUUUUUAAGAAAGUUUGUGCAGGCCUUUCAUGGACAACUGAUACUCUCUCAGGAUUUUCUUCACUUGUUGCUGGAGGAGAUCCCACAGCUGAAAGGGUAUGGCCUAUCGGUUGAAAAUAUUUUCCAGAAGUGGCUUGACUGCUCAGGAAUCCCAAAGCCUUUGCUGGAAGAAUGUGAAGCUUGGAAGGGGUGUCGACUAGCCCAGCAAGUGAAGGAAGAGGUCGUAAAAUGGAUUCAAGUAAAUCAGAGAGCCCGAAAAAGAAGCAAAAGGAAAAGGCAACGUGAAGAAACCGCUUUCCAAAAGCUUUCCCCAGACCAGCUGGUCUUACUUCUGGAGUGCCUCUUGGAGAAGAAGACAUUAUGUUCAAAAAUGUUGGAAUGCUUACAGAAAACUUGCCACCUCCGUGAGCAGGAUGCAGAGGUUCGGCAUCGAUGGUGUGAGCUGGUUAUUAAACACAAAUUCAAGGCAGGGUAUGUUGAUGUAGAGAAAUUUCUCAAGGAAGAUCAGGCAAUGGGUGUCUAUCUGUAUGGAGAACUGAUGGUGAAUGAGGACGCAACACAGCAAGAAAUUGCAUAUAGAAGUUUUGCUGCAACCCGGGACCAAAUGGAUCCAUCUUCAGCUAAAGUAGUGGCAGAGAUGUUAUUUUAAUGAGGAAAGAUCAGAGACUUUUAAAUAUAUCUGCUACCAAACGCUGGUGGUGCUAGGAUUUCACUGACCCUGGACAUCAAAGGAAGGAUUAUGUGACCACUAAAACAAUCAGCUGACAAACAUUUUACCCCAGUAUUUCUUUUUCAGAGGGUUCUGGCAAUCAAAAUAAUAAUAAAACCUCCUAUAGUCUCUCAUUCCCGCAACUGUCUGUGACUCCAGUGCACUGCCUAGCAUUAGCUCACUGAUGACGUUCAUUGUUAGCAAGAUUUGUUCUGUAAGUUAAGGCAGCUCUGUAUAAUAGGGGCCAUUGGCAAGUGAAAAUAAACCAGAAAGCACUCAUGCCUUUUUCUGAAUAGACAUUUUGGGCUCACUUAAAAUUGGUUGCUACACUCGGAUAUGCUGGCCCAAUUUAAGUUGGUCUCAAUUAUUAGUUAAUCUAAAUCCUGGAAUUCUUUAAACAUCUGUAUUAUAUUUUUGAAUAUGGAGAUGGGAGAAAAAUUAAAUUAACCCACGGACAUAAGAAAAUUGCAUUAUUAUAUAUGCCCUACUCUGUGUAAACUACUGAACAGAACAUUAACUCCAGUAUAAAGUACAGUUUACUUCAAUGUAAAAUACAUUGCUGGGAAUGAAACUGAUCCUGCUAAAAUCCCAGCAGAUUUAGAAGCCCUUUCUUUGUAACAGUGGCAGUGAUUUCUACAAAUAAAUUGUUUCUGUA
Varanus komodoensis (Komodo dragon) is the source of this 3440-nucleotide messenger RNA. It is a transcript of the gene AOPEP, whose product is annotated as aminopeptidase O (putative). The record is from RefSeq and is a predicted model, not a curated record. Gene Ontology annotation, molecular function: metalloaminopeptidase activity; zinc ion binding. Bases 266 to 2725 code for a protein of 819 amino acids. Lineage: Eukaryota; Metazoa; Chordata; Lepidosauria; Squamata; Varanidae. Gene Ontology annotation, cellular component: nucleolus. The transcript is spliced from 17 exons.